AUGCAGGAGGGCGGCGCCCAGGAGGGCAGCGCCCGGGAGGGCGGCGCCGGGGAGGUCGAGCCGCAGCCGCCAGGGCCGCCGCCGCGCGAGGCCGAGUGGCGGCCCCUGUGCGAGCGGCCGCGGCUGUUCCACUGCAGGGACUUCCUCACGCCCGAGGAGUGCGAGGCCGUCGUCCUGGGCGCGCGAGCGGCGGCCCCGCAGAGCCUCGGCGUGGAGGGCCAGGCCAAGCUGCGGGUGGACCUCCGCGAGACGAGCCCGGCGCCCCCCGGGCGCCCAGACGCCGCGGUGCUGCGGAGCGUCAGCCGCAGGGUGGCCGCGCUCACCGGGGAGGAGCGGCGCAUGUCCCUUGGCCUGCACGUGGACACCAAUAACUGCCGUGACAGGCGCUUCGUCACCUUCCUGAUUUACCUGAGGACCACCCCGGCGAGCCACGGCGGCCACACGGUGUUCCCCCUGGCGGUGCGGCCGGGCCGUCCAGAGCCACGCGGCAGGCGGGCGCAGCGCCUGCUGCGCGCGGGCGAGGUGCUCCUCGCUGCCGGCGUGCAGCACACGGGCUCGGGCGCCAAUCCGAACCUGGGCCCAGAGGUGCUCGACGCCACGGGCCUGCUGCUGGCCCACGCGGAGGGCCUCGCGCGGCGCGCCGCGGGCCUGGAGGGGCCGGUCUGGGAGCCCUGCGGCGUGGGGCUCGCGGUGCCCCCCGAGCGCGGCAGCUGCGUGGCCUUCUUCACCAGGUCCGACGCCGUCGGCGGGGCGGUGGACCCGCGCUCCUGGCACGGCGGCGCCGCGGUCGCUGCCGGCGGCAAGUGGACGCUCCAGAAGUUCAGAGAGGCGCCCGCGGAGAAGAUCCGCCGCUGCUGCAUCGAGUCCUUCGCCGCGCAGCACGCCUCGCUGCGCCCCGGCUGUG
Molecule: messenger RNA, 904 nt
Organism: Prorocentrum cordatum
Lineage: Eukaryota; Dinophyceae; Prorocentrales; Prorocentraceae
Source: the annotation of a GenBank genome assembly